UGCUGACGCUGUUGCAUGAAAAAUUAGCUGGCUGCAGCUUGUCAGGGACACCUUCUGCGGACUCCUGGAGCCCCACAGUGCAAUAGACAUGGCAUCAGAGCUAUCAACUUCCAUAAACAUCAAGGAGCCCCGGUGGGAUCAGAGCACUUUCAUAGGACGAGCCAAGCAUUUCUUCACUGUCACAGAUCCCAGGAAUGUUCUCCUGACCAAUGAACAACUAGCACAUGCACACAAAAUCAUCACUGACUACAGGAAAGGUAUAGUGUCUCCAGAGCUGACAGAGGAUGAACUGUGGAGAGCCAAAUAUGUCUUUGACUCAGCUUUUCACCCUGACACCGGAGAGAAGAUGAUUUUGAUCGGUCGCAUGUCGGCACAGGUUCCUAUGAACAUGACGAUCACCGGAUGCAUGAUGACGUUUUAUAAGACAACUCCUGCUGUGUUGUUCUGGCAGUGGAUCAAUCAGUCCUUUAAUGCAAUAGUCAACUAUACGAACAGGAGUGGCGAUGCUCCAAUCACAGUCAGUCAGCUUGGCACAGCUUAUGUGUCUGCCACCACAGGGGCAGUUGCCACCGCUCUAGGAUUAAAUGCACUAACAAAGCAUAUUUCACCUCUGAUUGGACGGUUUGUUCCAUUUGCUGCUGUAGCUGCCGCUAACUGUAUCAACAUCCCACUAAUGAGACAAAGGGAGCUCCAACAUGGCAUUCCCAUAACAGAUGAAAACGACAACAGGUUAGGAGAAUCAACAAAAGCUGCACAGCAGGCAAUCUCUCAGGUUGUGGUCUCCAGGAUCCUCAUGGCCUCUCCAGGAAUGGCUAUUCCCCCAUUUUUAAUGAAUCAUCUGGAAAAGAAGGCAUUUCUGAAGAAGUUCCCAUGGAUGAGUGCACCUAUUCAAGUCAGCCUGGUGGGAUUCUGCCUGGUGUUUGCUACUCCUCUGUGCUGCGCAUUGUUCCCUCAGAAGAGCUCUAUGUCAGUCAGCCGCCUGGAGCCAGAGCUGCAGGAGAAAAUCCGGGCCAGCCACCCAGAAGUGGAGAGGGUGUACUUCAACAAAGGGCUAUGAGUGUGUAGCCCCUCAUCCAAACUUUGCCGUGACACAGCUACAGCCUCGGCCCUCACCUCUCUGCCAGCUCUCCUCAUUCAGUGUGCCAAAGUUAAGUUUUUGUCUCAUUUCCACCAUUCAGAUGGACAUUUGAAGACUCCCUCUCUCAGUUAGCCUCUUUGUAAUGAGAUGUUCACUUUUGUCAGUGUGAUUGUUGAAUUUAUAGGAAGUGCUAGGGAAGGUUUUCUCUAGCUGGACCAGAUUAAAAAGUUUAACAUUUCUCAAAACAAAUGUAUUGUGGCCCUUGUUAGAUUGUUUAAAGUGGACUUUUUUUUAAAGUGGUGACUUGUUGAUCAUAUAUUGCCACAAACCCUUUGUCAUACUUUCCUACUUAAGGCUGGAGGCCAGUUUAUUAUUUACCUGCUUUUUACCUGAUUAUAAUCAGUUUUGCGGUUGUCACAUUUGCCAAAUCUUUACUCACAUUUUUUUUAGAUAUCUACAAACUCCUACAUUUAUUUCAAAGAGUAAUUUAUCUUACUUGAAUUGAGUUUAAUUGCCAAAACAGUAACAUGAAACGAGUCUCCUUACGUCUAACCACGUAUCAUAAAAACAAUACUCAAGGAAUCUGCCAUGUAACAUUUGAUGUAAUGAUGGUGGCAGCCAUUGAUGGGCCAACAUGGUGCUAUUUGUCUUAAUAAUCAGUCUUUCACAUAUUUAUUCUACUUGCCAGACAUGUUAUGAACAAACCACUCCUCACCUGAGCAUCAUUGGACGUAACCAUGCGCUCUCUCACAGGUUAUUACUUAACACACAGGCACUAUGUUCACUCUUACUUCUAAGAUGCCAAAUCUCAAAGACGAUGUGAUGAUGUAAAUUCAAUGACUUACGUAGGUACUGCACAAGGUGGCACAUUUUGAAAUUCUGUAGAAGUUCAAUCAUAUUGAUUUUGAAGUUUUAAAGCACAUUUCUAGAUAUAUUUGGAGUAGUGUAAGUUGUUAGGGAAAAUGCCCUAAACACUCUGACUUUAUCAGACCUUUCCCCGUCAUGAAUUCUGUUUUUUUUUUUUGUUUUUUUUUUUACAUUUCUGUGAAACAUUUCAGCCUGGUGAGCAUGAGGAAUGUAGAAACUCUCAGCUAGGAAUCUGCAGCAACAGUCUCCUGCCUCGUGCUUCAUCGUAUUUCACAGUAUUGGUUAAAAAAUUUGCUUACAGUUAUGUGAGCACACUAUGACAGAGUUCAAGCAUGGUGGGCUGAUAAAGCAGGUGCAGGCUGAUGUAACACUGCUCCCCCCCCACCCAUUCUUUGUACUGCAGCAGUUAAUAUUCUUGACAAUCAGCUGUGUUUGGACACAGCUGGUGGUGUGAACUCUCUACUGGUGGACUCCUGUCUUCUAUUCUGCUAGUGCACAAAACUGUGACAUUACAUCAGUUAUAUAUUUUCAAUUCAGGGAUGAGAAUAAAAAAAGAUGGACUUAAAGCCACAAAAUCUAAAAACAACUAAUUCAUAUUAUGAAUUUUAAAUGUAUGUUUAAGGACCAAAUGUGUAACAGGAUUAUGUGCUCCAUUUAAUGCAAAUGUUUACAUUUUUUUUAAUUGAAAUAUGACAAACUUGUGAAGAUUGAUUUAGUUCCACUGCAUCCUUUCCUCAUUGUGGUGUAAUUUCUGGAAGUUGUUAAAUGUUUAAAAUGCUGUAAUUUCCCCACGUGUAUUGCUGUAUAAGUAACUUUACUUUUGGUUCUCAGUGUUCUUACAGAAAGACGAAUCGGAGCUGCUCCUUGCCGAUUUAAAGUUUGUUAUUCUCGUGUUCAAGGUAACUGAAUGUAGCAUUUUCCAGUUCCAGGUGUUUACGGUGUGUUAGUCUAGAAAAGCACAAUAUUGUAACACGUCAAAUGCUGCAUAUUUUUAAAUCUUACAUCUGCUCAGUUUCAUGGCCACAAUCAUUUUGUACUGCAUUCUUGUGAGGGAGGAAAAAUGGGAAGAAAUAUGAAACUAUCAUUUAACAUUUAAUUGCAGUUGAGAGCUCAUUUGUUUUAUGUUAAAAAUUUAACUACCUAAUAAUGAACACACUCACAAGCUCGACCCUACCACAACAAAUCGCAUUUCGCUGCAGUCAAAUAGAUGCAAAAGGGACUCAAAAGGAAGAAGUCAUUGCAUUAAUUUUAAAUUAAGUUUUAAAAUGAUGUGAAAAAACUGUAUUUGAUUGCUGUGCAGUACUCUGGGGGUGAUGUAAUGCUCGAACUAACUGGAUAAAAUAAAGUUGAUACUGGUG
Messenger RNA from Melanotaenia boesemani (Boeseman's rainbowfish), 3303 nucleotides. It is a transcript of the gene sfxn1, whose product is annotated as sideroflexin 1. Bases 89 to 1057 code for a protein of 322 amino acids. Gene Ontology annotation, biological process: serine import into mitochondrion; monoatomic ion transport. The transcript has 11 exons. Gene Ontology annotation, cellular component: mitochondrial inner membrane. Gene Ontology annotation, molecular function: monoatomic ion transmembrane transporter activity. Lineage: Eukaryota; Metazoa; Chordata; Actinopteri; Atheriniformes; Melanotaeniidae. The record is from RefSeq and is a predicted model, not a curated record.